This is a messenger RNA of Pseudocercospora fijiensis CIRAD86, 756 nucleotides long. RefSeq lists its product as uncharacterized. The transcript has a single exon. Bases 185 to 643 code for a protein of 152 amino acids. Lineage: Eukaryota; Fungi; Ascomycota; Dothideomycetes; Mycosphaerellales; Mycosphaerellaceae. The record is from RefSeq and is a predicted model, not a curated record.
AUCACCUUCGAACCAACCGAGUUCUCCUAGACUUGCCAGUGGCGCGCAAUCACCUGGGCGCUACUUUGUGCGAGACGAAGACCUCGAAACGAGACGACCCAGCUUCGCUACAGCCCGCUUUACAGCUCCCAGUCUGCCCAAUCUUCCCACCUUGUCUGACUUGGCUGAGAUUCGGCGGACUCGCAUGCCCAACUUACCAAACCUACCAAAUCUACAAAGCAUGCGACAGAAUUUACCCAAUAUGCCGAACGUGGAGAUGCCUCGAUUCUCGCCAUACGAAAUGAUUGACUCGCUUAGCCGCAGCUUCUCACCUAUGAGAUAUUACUUACGUGGCUUGGAUACGCAGGACGAAGAUGAGAUUGGAUCUGAGCAUCACCGUCCAACAAGUGCUAGGAGUGUGCCAGGCAGAGCAAGGCGCGGAAGUAAAUUGAGGACGAGAAGCGACGCCGAUGUCCAGAGUAUAGACGUUGAUCUUUUUGAGCAGAGCGAUGAUGAAGAUGGAACGGGUGAAACUGCUGGCGAGGAAGAGAGUAGUGAUGAUGAAGGGGAUGAAGAACAGGAUAUGUCUGAUGCCGAUAUGCUUGAUGAUGUGGACGACGGUGAUGCAGAUGAAGGCGAGUUUGAGAUUUUUGGACACCGCUGAGGAGGGCAGGGCAGGGCUAUUCUGAGCUGAGAGGUUGGAGCUGGUCGUGAGCAGCGAGAGCCAUUAUUCCUAGCGCAUCAAAUCCUACAAAUCGAAACAAGUUCCGCAAAAUG